GGACCUAUUUUCCUUGGCUCCGCAGAUCUCUCGGCAUGAAGGAGGUGAAGAACGAGCGGGAGCGGGGGAGCCGGCGAAGGCACCGGGAAGGGGACAUGGUGGGGAUCGCGCCGGCGGUAGUGGUGAAGCAGGAGCGGCUCAGCCCGGAGUCCGCGCCUCCCGUCCACCGCCGUCCGGAUUCCUCCGGCGGUAGCCCGUCCCCACCGGCCGGCGAGUCGGGCCGCCCAAGUCACCGCGGGAACCGAGCCCGAGGAGGUAGCCGGUCCCCAGCCAAAAAGAAAAACAAAUCCUCCGGGAGAAGAAGCAAGUCUCCCCGGAGUAAGAGAAGCCGAAGUCCUCACCACUCAGCUAUCAAAGUAAAGCAGGAACGUGAGGACCAUCCUCGGAGAGGCCGGGAAGAUCGGCCACACCGAGAACCCUCAGGACAGGAACACAAGCGAGCUCGGAACAGUGACCGAGACAGGCACCGCGGCCAUUCCCACCAGAGGAGAAGCUCAGGCGAGAGGCCUGGCAGCGGGCAGCCUCAGGGACGUGAUCGAGAUGCUCAGAACCUGCAGGCUCAGGAAGCCGAGCGGGAGUUCCACAACACCCGGCGCCGCGAGCACCGCCAGAAGAACGACGUUAGCGCUGGCAGUAACGCGUCUCAGGACGCGCAGCCUCGGCCUGGACCUGGAGGCAACAACAAGGACAGAGAGGUGCCUGUUAAAGAGAAGCCAAGCUUCGAACUUUCUGGGGCACUUCUUGAGGACACUAAUACCUUCCGGGGUGUAGUUAUUAAAUACAGCGAGCCCCCGGAAGCACGUAUCCCCAAAAAACGGUGGCGUCUCUACCCCUUUAAAAAUGAUGAAGUGCUUCCAGUGAUGUACAUCCACCGGCAGAGCGCUUAUCUCCUGGGCCGGCACCGCCGCAUCGCAGACAUUCCCAUCGAUCACCCCUCCUGUUCAAAGCAGCACGCCGUCUUUCAGUACCGGCUUGUGGAGCACACCCGCGCUGAUGGGACAGUUGGCCGCAGGGUGAAGCCCUACAUCAUUGACCUUGGCUCAGGCAACGGAACAUUCCUGAACAACAAGCGAAUUGAGCCACAGAGAUACUAUGAACUGAAGGAAAAGGAUGUCCUUAAGUUUGGGUUCAGCAGCAGAGAGUAUGUUCUGCUCCACGAGUCCUCUGACACCUCUGAAGUAGACAGGAAAGAAGACGAGGACGACGAGGAAGAGGAGGAGGUGUCUGACAGCUAGCAGACUGAAGACAGCCCAGGCUCUCGAGAGACCUUUUCUUUGUGCGAAGGCUUUGGGACUGACUCACGGGGCACCACUGUGCUCUCUGUAAUGCCUCUUACUGCCUUAAGUCUUUCUUCUGUUGCUGACCAGCUUAUGUUUCAGUGUAAAAAAAAAUGACUCACGUUUGGUUGAACUUCUUUCUGUGACACGUUGGCCACAUGCCUGUGGGCAUUUAUUUUCUGAACAGUCCCCCCGACACAUCGUGUUUUAGUAGAAGCAUCAUGGCUUGAGUUGGUGCUUUCAGAACUGCUGCCUAGGAAACUAUCAACCCUUGGUUAACGGGGAAUUGUGGCUUGUUUUCUUUGUACAGUUACCCUAUUUAUAUAGUUGUUAAGCUUUGUGGACCGGGUUUGUUUUUAUCUCGGGGGCAAACCCCUGAACAGAGAAUCUUACUAAGCUUUGGUUAUCACCAAAAUAGCCUCCAGAAUAUACCAAAGCUUUGACCUGGUUGAGCUCUUGAGUCAUAGAAAUUGAUUUUGCACUUGGUUGG
Budorcas taxicolor (takin) is the source of this 1767-nucleotide messenger RNA. It is a transcript of the gene SNIP1, whose product is annotated as Smad nuclear interacting protein 1. The record is from RefSeq and is a predicted model, not a curated record. The transcript has 4 exons. Gene Ontology annotation, molecular function: mRNA binding; protein binding. The coding region runs from base 36 to 1235 and encodes 399 amino acids. Gene Ontology annotation, biological process: miRNA processing. Gene Ontology annotation, cellular component: nucleus. Lineage: Eukaryota; Metazoa; Chordata; Mammalia; Artiodactyla; Bovidae.